Austrofundulus limnaeus is the source of this 625-nucleotide messenger RNA. RefSeq names its product myelin regulatory factor-like protein. NCBI's taxonomy places the organism in Eukaryota, Metazoa, Chordata, Actinopteri, Cyprinodontiformes, Rivulidae. Gene Ontology annotation, molecular function: DNA-binding transcription factor activity; sequence-specific DNA binding. The record is from RefSeq and is a predicted model, not a curated record. Gene Ontology annotation, biological process: positive regulation of DNA-templated transcription; protein autoprocessing. Gene Ontology annotation, cellular component: nucleus; endoplasmic reticulum membrane.
GUCAGGACGUGGGCGGGGUGUUGGACAGCUCUGUGGCCGUCGACACGAGCAUCUUGGAGCAGUACCUCUGUAACGACAUGGACCCCAGCAGCUUCAUGCUCCCUGAGUCUCCUCCUGACUCCAACUCUGAGGCCUGCUCCCCUCCACAGAUACCAGAUUUUGGCUGUGAGCGUGGCUGCAGGUCCACCCAGCCCAAGGUCUUUCAACCAGCAACCAGAUCUGCAUCGUGUCACUUCAGGGAUCAAGGCUCCGCCCCUUCGUCUUCAAACCCGCCACCUCGAGCUUUUUCCUGUCGUUUUAAAGACGGAGGCUCCGCCCCCUCGUUAGACCCUCUGCCUCACCAACGGCUUCACAACCUGGGCCUCACAAACACUUUCAUCAAGUCUGGGAGUCCACCUGCCCCGCUAGUCCCACCUGUUCGCCUUCAUCAGGAUGCACACCUCUCAGCUGAGCACUAUUUGAAUCCAGAGAGCUGCUUGAAGGGUUACACCCCGCCCACACCUCCCUCUCCGUCAUUACCCCCCUCCAGCACCUACGCCUCAUCCAUUACUGGUCCAGUCCUGGUCCCAAAUGUCCUGCCAGCUUCAGACCGUCUGCUGGGCUCCACCUGCACAGUACACACCUG